This is a messenger RNA of Xenopus tropicalis (tropical clawed frog), 3673 nucleotides long. It is a transcript of the gene ina, whose product is annotated as internexin neuronal intermediate filament protein alpha. Gene Ontology annotation, cellular component: intermediate filament. Gene Ontology annotation, molecular function: structural molecule activity. Bases 216 to 1691 code for a protein of 491 amino acids. Gene Ontology annotation, biological process: postsynaptic intermediate filament cytoskeleton organization. The record is from RefSeq and is a predicted model, not a curated record. NCBI's taxonomy places the organism in Eukaryota, Metazoa, Chordata, Amphibia, Anura, Pipidae. The transcript has 3 exons.
GCCGCAUCUCCUUUCUGCAGUGUGUCACCUCCCGGGCAAAUCCCUGUGCAGAUCACACAAGCCCAACAGCUGGAGAUCAGCAGCACCCAGAGCUGGGAAGGGUUAAAACCCCUCCGGUUUGAUUGCUGGAGCCCCUUGCCUCUCCCCUGCUAUUGAUCUUGCCUGUCGGUAUAAAAGGCAGGGCUCAGGUGUCCCUCCCUCACUCUCUGCUCAAGAUGAGUUACGGUUCGGACCAUUACCUCUCCUCCUCAUACAGGAAGAUUUUCGGAGACCCUCCCCGGGCUUCAUCAGCUCGCCUGGGAGUGAGCAGCUCCUCCAGGGCUACCGCCACCUCUGGCUACCGGUCCCACUCCCUGUCCCGCAGCAAUGUCCCCUCAGCGCCUUCCUACAGGAGGGCCUCCAGGGGGGCUGGCUACCUGGCUGGGGACAACUUAGAUCUCACUCAAACUUCAGCAGUCAAUAACGAGUACAAGAUCAUUCGCACCAAUGAGAAGGAGCAGCUGCAGGGGUUAAAUGACAGGUUUGCCAUGUUCAUUGAGAAGGUGCAUAACCUGGAGCAGCAGAACAAGGUGCUGGAGACGGAGCUGACAGCCCUCAGGCAAAGGCAAUCGGAGCCCUCCAGGCUGGGGGAACUCUACCAGCAGGAGAUCAAGGAACUCAGGGCUCAGCUGGAGGAGCUCAAUGCAGAGAAGGCUCAGAUCAUCAUAGAGAGGGAUAACCUAGAAGAUGACCUACAGAAACUUAAAGGGAAAUAUGAAGAUGAAAUCCGAAUGAGAGAGGAGACUGAAUACGCCCUGAAGUCUCACAAGAAGGAUGUGGAUGAUGCCACCCUGGCUCGCCUGGACCUGGAGAAGAAGGUGGAAUCCCUGUUGGAUGAGAUCUCCUUCCUCAGGAAAGUCCAUGAUGAAGAGGUGACCGAGCUGAUGGCCAUGCUGCAGGCUUCCCAGGUCUCCGUGGAGAUGGAGCUCUCUAAGCCGGACCUCACCUCGGCCCUGAAGGAGAUCCGCUCUCAGUACGAGUCCCUGGCCGCCAAGAACCUGCAGUCCGCGGAUGAAUGGUACAAAUCCAAAUUCGCCAACCUGACCGAGCAGGCAUCCCGCAGCACCGAGCUCAUCCGAGCCAACAGGGAGGAGAUCAAUGACUACAGGAGGCAGCUGCAGUCCAAAACCAUCGAGAUCGAAAGUCUCCGCGGCACCAAUGAGUCUCUGGAAAGGCAACUCCAAGAGAUGGAGGACAGACACAUGGCAGAGACCGCCGGGCUCCAGGAUACCAUUAACCAGCUGGAAAAUGAAUUGAGAAACACAAAAGGAGAAAUGGCUCGACACCUGCGUGAAUAUCAGGAUCUCCUUAAUGUCAAAAUGGCCCUGGAUAUUGAGAUAGCCGCAUACAGGAAAUUGCUGGAGGGUGAAGAAACCAGGUUCAGCACAGCAGGAAUUAGCAUGAUGCCUUUUAAUCCAAAUCCUCCCCCAAGUUACUCUUAUCAGUCCCGGGUUCAUAGUUCUUCCACUUCUAAGGUUACCCCUGCAGUCGAUUCUAGAAAAAAGGAGGAAACUGAUGGGGUCUCCAAAGUCGUCUCUAAAUCAUCUACUCGCAUAGGGGAAACGUAUGAGGAAAUCAUAGAGGAAACUGUUGUAUCAACUAAGAAACUGGAUAAGCCAGAUCAAAGUGAUGAAGCCUUGGUAAAACCUUAGAAAAAAUAUCUUAGUGGGGUAAUGUAAUAAUAGGUGCAAAUUUAGCACCAGAUCUAGUAACCAAAAACAACCAGUUCUGUUCUUUCAAACAGUUGACCAGUAAAUGUAAGUGUAGGACUUGUGUGUCAGGGGCCCACAUGGGCUGCCGCCUGAGCCCCCUACCCCAGUAGCGAGGUCCUGCUCCCCCCAGGCCACAUACCGCAUCCCCUCCAUGAUCAGGGUGGGAGUUCAGGUGCGUGCAGUUCAUGGCCCGGCAGGGGGAGGGGAAAGAGCAGGCUGGGUUGGUGGGGGGCUGCCCACUGGGCUGGGGUCCACUGGGUUUUUUCCCGGUAUCCUGCUGGUCUAGUCCGACCCUGGUAAAUACUAUCUGCUCACUGGUUGCUAUGGGUUACUAGAAGCGGCGCUAACUUUGCCACUGUUGCUACAUAACCCAUACAAAUUAGCUAGGAUACAUUUUUUCACUUCAUAGUCUAUUCAUUCACCAGCAGGAAUAUUAUUGGAAGCCACAGGACAUGUCCCAGAACUAUAGGUGGCCUUUAAAAGUAAUGCUGCCACCUAAAACAUACCAUUUGUAGUAAUAGUAGUUAAAAGCCCAAUGCAGCUUGAGCUACUAGGGCCUUGCAAUACACACUGCCCACAAGCAAGAUCAGUUGUCCUCUAUGGGACACUGAGAUGAGACGCUGGCUCUGCAUGGGUUACAAAAGGCCAUUGCUACAGAUUGGUCAGGCAAGCAAUCAUAUAAAUAAGGUACUUUCUAUGGAGCCGGGGCACUUAUCUUCUGGCUGCCCCCUGGCAUACCUACCACUCUGCCCUCUCCAGUGAGAAAUAAGCUGCAAACAAAAAUAAUCAAAUAGGCACCCGAUAUUCUCCAAACAUGUUCUAAAAGUGAUUGGCCAUUGGAAACUAUCAAACUGGGCCUGGACAAAUUCUACUAUCAGACAGUGCCAUUGGUGCAGGUUUGGCAAUGGAUCUCAUAUCAACUACAUUUCCCAGCAUUCCCCUACCAGCAUAGUUAGCCAGUGGAUAUUGAGAUCUCUUGAAAUCUAAUGAUACCUGCCUAAAUAAAAACCCAUAUCAAAUGUGUUGAUAAGUCUUGUUGGCAUUUCCAGUGCAUAAUCACAUGCAUGGUGACCAUCACCACCAAGUGUAAUGUCGUAAUCGCUCAUUGAUAGGAGAACAUUAGUCUUUUAUGUACCGAAUACAAGACAUUCCGCCAUCUUUACACUUUAGACUUAGACACUGGGAUGUAUAUGAUCAUAAUCAAUAAAUAACAUGCUUUCUGACGUGGGGUCCACCUUAUCUUAAAGCACAGUAGUUAGAAUUUUAACCUUAAACCUAGAACUUAGCCUUUAAUCAAUUCAUGUGAUAUCUUAACCACUUUACAGGUAAAUAACCAGCUUUCCUAUGUUUGGUCAAAGUAACAGUUAGACGUGUUGUGGUAACGGUGCACAGGCACAGGGUAAUUUCACAUUAAUAAGCGCAGUAAGGAACACUAGCCCGGAAUCUCACAUUCUCACAACCAGUGGGGCUUAUGGGCCCCAGUGCACAAGGCGCCCCUUGCUCAUUAGGGGAUGGUUUAUUUGCACCCCUGCCAGCUACACCACUGCUCACAGCUGCCACUGUAUUAUAUAUAAUAUUGCUAAGAAAGCUUUGACUUGAUUCACAAAUACAUUGUAACACCAAAGAGGAGCCUUAGAUCACAGAUUUAAUGGAGGGAUGACAGUCAGCGUCACAAUAAACUAAAUGUACACUCCAACCUAUAGAUGUGCCAAGUGAACAACAUGGAAUUCCCAAUGCCUUAUUACCAGCAACUGUAAUCCAAAAAAAAAAUCAAAUUUUUGCACAUGGUGUGUUUGCUUCCAGAUUGUUCACAGAUGGUUAAUUGGUUUCACUGAACACUGUGGUCUGAAAUGCUGUGUAGUUGACUAAGCUGUGGGUAAGAACGAAUACGAGGAAUGAAAUAAACUGCUUUGGCAUCUGUC